GGACAGUGACAGAAAUUGUAUGGAAAUGAGAAAGGUCUCAAACAAAACAAAUACAGGUCCUCAACUAAGCUGAACCGCGGAUUUAAACACCGAAUGCUCAACAGUCAGUGGAUAAUAGAGAACUGGCAAUUUUUAUGCUGAAUAUUAUCAGAAGUCCUGCUUUGUCGUUCGUCGUAAAAAGAAGAUAGCGCUACGGGACAGACUGCAUCAGCGCAGGAAGGCACCCCAGUUUUUGAACACGGCGAGUGUGAAUCGAAGACCCGCUUUUUAUGGGAUUAUGCUGUAUUUCGUUUAAAAAAACCGAUUCCGUCCCGACGGAUUGCUGUUGAACUGAAUUGAGAGUAUGCAUUCAGCGUUUCCUUAUAUUUUCGUGGAGCAGCCUGUUGUAUAGCAAUGCUCUCAGUUUAGCAUUUUGCCCAAAGUCAGAAGAUCUAGCUAAUCGAUUCCGCUGGCACUGUACUGCCCCUUAUCUCCGGCUUGCUAAACUUACUGCUGUGGAAAUACUGGUCAACAACACUGACUUACGCGAUCGUGGUCGUUUUUUUUGCGAGGAAAAUGCGGAACAACAUAGUUGAACAGAUAUUUUUCAGACCUGUCGGUGGUCACUGCUCUCAUUUAUAAUCGUUUCUUUCGGACAAUGUGGGUCACACCUCUAAAGUACUUCCCACGGCCGUAGCUCAAAUCGCAGUCUUUUGCCCACGAACGCUGUUGGCAUUUUCGUGCAGUGUUGUUGCGACUUAAGUUUCGAGGGAAAUCACCAAGGUGUCCUGCCGCUACUGUACAAAAAUGUUAGCUGCCAGCCUUUACUUAACCUAACGUUUUUGGACCUCAUAUUUAUUUUCGUUAGCAUAAAUCGCUCUCAAGCAUUUAUUUUUAAAUUUUAAUGAGCAUUUUUGUACGAUGUAUGAAAGCGUGGAUGUAGUGGGGUUGACUCCGAGCCCAAACCCUUUUCUAAUGAUGGAUUACUACAACCAGAGCAGAGGAUGCUUGAUCCAAGAGAAGGGACUCGUGCCUGGAGCACCCCGUCCCUACGGCACGUCCAUCAGGAACCAACACUGGAACAGCUCAAAUCACUCCAUAGAAACGCAGAGCACCAGUUCGGAGGAGAUCGUGCCCAGCCCCCCGUCUCCGCCCCCUCCGCCGCGAGUCUACAAGCCCUGCUUCGUGUGCCAGGACAAGUCGUCAGGGUACCACUAUGGGGUCAGCGCCUGUGAGGGCUGCAAGGGUUUCUUCCGGCGGAGUAUCCAGAAGAACAUGGUGUACACGUGUCACCGGGAGAAGAACUGCAUCAUCAACAAGGUCACCCGCAACCGCUGCCAGUACUGCCGGCUGCAGAAGUGCCUGGAAGUGGGAAUGUCCAAGGAGUCGGUGAGGAACGACCGCAAUAAGAAGAAGAAGGACGAGAAGAAGCAGGAGUGCACGGAGAGCUACGUUCUGAGCCCUGCCACGGAGGCGAUGAUCGAGCGCGUGCGGAAGGCCCACCAGGAGACCUUCCCCUCGCUCUGCCAGCUCGGCAAAUACACUACAAAUAACAGCGCGCAGCACCGAGUGUCCCUGGACGUGGACCUCUGGGACAAGUUCAGCGAGCUGUCCACCAAGUGCAUCAUCAAGACGGUGGAGUUUGCCAAGCAGCUGCCCGGCUUCACCACGCUCAGCAUCGCCGACCAGAUCACCCUGCUCAAGGCCGCGUGCCUGGACAUCCUGAUUCUGCGAAUCUGCACUCGCUACACGCCCGAUCAGGACACCAUGACCUUCUCAGAUGGCCUGACGCUCAACCGCACCCAGAUGCACAACGCGGGCUUCGGCCCGCUCACCGACCUGGUCUUCGCUUUCGCCAACCAGCUCCUGCCCCUGGAAAUGGAUGACGCGGAGACAGGCCUGCUCAGCGCCAUCUGUCUGCUGUGCGGAGAUCGGCAGGACCUGGAGCACUCAGAGAAGGUGGACACCCUGCAGGAGCCCCUGCUGGAGGCUCUGAAAAUAUAUGUGCGGAAACGGCGGCCGCACAAGCCGCACAUGUUCCCCAAGAUGCUGAUGAAGAUCACCGACCUCAGGAGCAUCAGCGCCAAGGGAGCGGAGCGCGUCAUCACCCUGAAGAUGGAGAUCCCGGGCUCCAUGCCUCCGCUCAUCCAGGAAAUGCUGGAGAACUCAGAGGGCAUGGAGAGCCAGGGCGGUGGGGCGGGGCGGUCCAGCGGACCCCCUCCAGGGAGCUGCAGCCCCAGCCUGUCGCCCAGCUCCGCCCACAGCAGCCCCGCCACGCACUCCCCGUAGGCCAGGAUCUACCUCGCACAGCGCCCCCUAGCAGCACCACUGCGUCACCGACAGGCAUCUAUCCUUUCCCUCUCCGGAGAAGACCGAGCAGGACAGGAAGUCGUUAUGAGUCGUCUUUUUGUUUUUUGUUUUUCUUCGCCCCCGAAGAACCAGUGACACUGCUGACUUCUCUGCUCCUCCCCCUCCCCAAAAGACUAUAUAAAAAACCUGGGCUUGUCCCAGUCAGGGGUGUGGAGUCUCUUUGGUGCAGCUGGGACAGUCAGUAGGGGACAAGGCCGACAGACAGACGGACACUGGACUCUGGAUGGUGUCUGUGGACCC
Messenger RNA from Megalops cyprinoides (Indo-Pacific tarpon), 2589 nucleotides. RefSeq names its product retinoic acid receptor alpha-B. The record is from RefSeq and is a predicted model, not a curated record. NCBI's taxonomy places the organism in Eukaryota, Metazoa, Chordata, Actinopteri, Elopiformes, Megalopidae. Gene Ontology annotation, biological process: regulation of transcription by RNA polymerase II; cellular response to corticotropin-releasing hormone stimulus; retinoic acid receptor signaling pathway. Gene Ontology annotation, cellular component: nucleus; transcription regulator complex. Gene Ontology annotation, molecular function: RNA polymerase II cis-regulatory region sequence-specific DNA binding; nuclear receptor activity; nuclear glucocorticoid receptor binding. The coding region runs from base 901 to 2268 and encodes 455 amino acids. The transcript is spliced from 8 exons.